Chelonoidis abingdonii (Abingdon island giant tortoise) is the source of this 2337-nucleotide messenger RNA. The record is from RefSeq and is a predicted model, not a curated record. NCBI's taxonomy places the organism in Eukaryota, Metazoa, Chordata, Testudines, Testudinidae.
UAUCACCUUUCAUUUGGCAGAAUAAACUUAUUCUCUUGUUUUUUUCAGUUAAACCUACAGUUUUUGCAGAAAGGCAUAGAAUGGCUCAGCAGCAGCAAGAUUAUGACAGUUACUGGGAGUGUUUGGGAUCCAUGAUGAACAAAUUCCAGCAAUGUGCUUACCAGCAUUCCCAGAGCAAGGUGAGGGAUGUCGGCCAAAGCAUCUGGGAGGCUCUUCAAACUAGUUCCCUGUUGCUGAAAUAUUGCAUCAUUGCCUUGAUUCAUAUAAUCACCCAACCCCUGAAGACCAUCUACCAGAUCCUACUGGUUAUUAUUGAACACUUUCCCAUCAACUUUCAGGACAAGAUGCAAAAACUUUCCCAUACCACAGAAGUACUCCAUGUUUCAGUCUCCACUCUUGAUUCCUUCCAAGAUCUCUCUAGACAAAUCCUCUCCCAAAUAUGGGAGAAAGUGACCAAGGAGGAGGAACAUAUGAAUAAGCUGCUGGAGUAUGUGGUGUACAGUACACCUCUCUGUUGGUUUGUGGGACCCUUCAAUGCUUUAAGAGGUAGAACAUAAGCAGGCUCCACAGAAACUACAGAAUAUGGAUAAGAAGGCGCACAUAACAAGUGACGCUGCAGAAGUUUGGAAACUGUUACAGGACAGGACUUCUUGGUGGAGCUAAUUUAUUUGUAGAACUGUCAAGUUUGUCAAACAGAAGCUUUUAUCUUUGUGAACUCCGCUCUGAGAUUAGAGCUGAGUCUCAGAAUAGCCUGGAAGUAAGUAUAUCUGAUUAUACCAUGGCUUCUAAUGGAAAAGACACAACUAUGGCAUCCCCUGAGCAUGGGGAGGAAGAGCAACAGAAUGUCUUGAGGAGGGUGGCCAGUCUACCUUUAGUCAACUCUGCCUAUGAUCUGGCUGCCACUGCCUAUGCUUCCACCAAGGAGAGCCAUCCCUAUGUGAGGUCCAUCUGUGACAUGGCAGAGAAGGGAGUGACCUCCAUUACCAAUGCUGCAGUUAGCAGCACACAGCCAGUUGUAACUAAACUUGAACCUGAGGCGACAACAGCAGAGGAGGGUGUUUCUGAAGUACCUGACAAAGUGGAGGAGAAUCUGCCAGUCCUUCAACAGACUGCUGAUGAGCCUACAUCUGAGACACAGGAGCUGGCCUCUCCCAGACUGACAGAUGUCAAGGAGACCAUGAUCAGAGUGGUAGAUAUGACCAAAGAGGCUGUGCAGGACAGUAUGAAGACCACCAAAUCAGUGGUAACUGACAGCAUGAGCACAGUUGUGGAAUCAAGAAUGGGCCAACUGGCCAUAAGUGGAAUGGAAGCAGUGCUGGAGAAAUCUGAAGAGCUCUUGGAUCACUAUCUGCCCAUGACAGAGGAUGAACUAGCUGAACUUGCUGAAGCUGUGGAAGGGGCUGAAGUGUCUUCAUCACAACCACAAGAGCAUCGGAGUUACUUCGUGCGUUUAGGUUCCCUGUCAACCAAACUUCGCCAACGUGCCUACCGCUACUCCCUGAACAAGAUGAGACAUACCAGUCAAAGCAUCAGAGAGGCUCUUUGCCAGCUUCAUGAAACCAUGGGACUGAUUGAAUACCUUAAGCAAGGUGUGUCUCUUCAAGAAGUCCAGGAGAAGUUCCAUCACAUAUGGCUGAGCUGGAAUAGAGAGCAGCCAAAAAGCAGUGACCUCAAGGAUUUGGCAAAACCAGAGAUGGAGUCUGAGACUUUGGCCAUAUCCCGCAGCAUUAUCCAGCAGCUGCAGGAUGCCUGCUGGAUGCUAGUAUCCAGCAUUCAAGGUCUCCCCACCAGCUUUCAGGAUAAGGUGAAGCAGAUGUAUCGCAACAUGGAAGAGCUUCAUGCAUCCUUCUCCACUGCCCACUCCUUCCAGGAUCUCUCCAGCAGCCUCGUAACCCAGAGCCAGGAGAUGGUGACCAAGGCCCAGGAAUAUGUAGAUGAGCUGAUGACAUACAUGAUGGAGAAUACUCCUCUGUCUUGGGUGGUGGGACCAUUCAUCCCAUCUGGUAAGGUGUCGGCAGAUGCCAUUGAACCACAAAACCAAGAAAAUGAGGCUGAGGAAGCCUCCAAGUCUAAGGAGGCCCUGUGACCUAGAAACCUGACACUUCAACUUCUAAAGAAGAAGGCAAACUCAUUCAGUCUUCCUUCUGACUUCACGUGUACUAGCAUACUUCAGGAAAGACACCAGUGGCUAGUACUCUUAUGCACUGUGCCUAAAUCUCUUUCCCAAUUUCUGGAGGUGUUGUGUGACUGCUAUAAUGUAGAUCACUUCUCAGCUCAGAUACUACUUGUUUGUGUUAUCACUGUCCGUCUUCAAAAUAAAAUGUCACUUCAUUUGAA